AUGGCGGUGGAAGAAGAAAAGAGUUCGUAUUUAUUACGACCCAAGAUGAUUGCUCUUAUUUCUAUUGGUGCCACUUUUGUCAUCAUCGCAGCUGUUGGCAAUUCUCUCGUCGUCAUCGCGGUAAGAAAAAAACGAUCUUUACGAACAACUACGAACAUUCUUCUUGCCAAUGUUGCGGUAGCUGACUUGAUAACUUCUGUUUUUAUUCCUUUGCUGAGUCUACAGCGUAUUAUAUCAUUGCCAAAGGGUAUCUGGGCCGAUCUGUUGUGUAAGUUUGUCAUGGACUACCAUGUCCCUGUGACCUCAAGUUCAGCAUCUAUUUUCACACUCGCWGUAGUAGCUAUAGAAAGAUACCAUGCGAUCGUGAAGCCAAUGAGGUCAGGAGUGAGGCUUCGUGAAGAUACAGUAAAAUACGCCAUCAUCGCUGUCUGGGUGUUUGCUCUCUUAAUAACUUCACCACUCUAUAUAUUUGGUUAUUACAACGUGAUUUGCAAGCAUGGRUACCCUGGGAAUGUAGACUUUUACGGAAGCUCUGUCAUCCCUUUUGCAGUACUGGUAAUACUUUUACCUCUUGCAGUUACUUUYUUCUGUUAUUUCCAAGUAGUGAGAGAACUUUAUUUCAAGAAGACGGUAGCACCACAAAAUAACGCCCUCGCUGAGGCAGACARGCAGUCCAAACGAAAACUCAUAAAAGUCGCUCUUACAGUCACUGCAGCAAACACAGUGUUUCUUCUUCCUUUGGGCAUUCUUGGAAUUUUUAAGUCUCUUGARAAAGUAUCUCAUGAGGUUUUUACCGCGAGUGUGGCCGUUUUUUUCUUAGAGAAUGCUAUCAACCCAUUUUUGUAUUCUUUUCAAAGCACGAAUUUCCGCCAAGCUUUUAAAGAAAUAUUAAAGUGGAAAACUUAA
Messenger RNA from Actinia tenebrosa (Australian red waratah sea anemone), 906 nucleotides. RefSeq names its product somatostatin receptor type 5-like. Gene Ontology annotation, biological process: G protein-coupled receptor signaling pathway. Gene Ontology annotation, cellular component: plasma membrane. The record is from RefSeq and is a predicted model, not a curated record. Gene Ontology annotation, molecular function: neuropeptide Y receptor activity. NCBI's taxonomy places the organism in Eukaryota, Metazoa, Cnidaria, Anthozoa, Actiniaria, Actiniidae.